Messenger RNA from Zingiber officinale, 1441 nucleotides. RefSeq lists its product as uncharacterized. The coding region runs from base 87 to 1088 and encodes 333 amino acids. The transcript has 3 exons. NCBI's taxonomy places the organism in Eukaryota, Viridiplantae, Streptophyta, Magnoliopsida, Zingiberales, Zingiberaceae. The record is from RefSeq and is a predicted model, not a curated record.
AAAACCUCUCUGCUGCUUGACUGCUUCCCUUCCUAUCCGCCGUCUCCUCCUCCUCCUCCUCCUCCUCUUCCUCCUCCUUCGCUGCCAUGGAGUUGUUCGACCACGCUAAGGCCGUGCGCCUCCGUAGCUACCACGGGAAGUACCUCAAGGCCGACGAGGACGAGGAGCACGUCACGCAGAGCCGCAACGGUUCCGCUCCCGGCGCCCGCUGGGAGGUCGAGUUCCUACCCGACUGCCCCACCUUUCGCCUCCGCAGCUGCCACGGCCGAUACCUAGCCGCUUCCGCCGAACACUUCCUCCUCGGCUUCACCGGCAAGAAGGUCGUCCAGCUCCAAUUAUUCCCCUCCCUCGACCCUAACCCUCCUUGCCUUAAAUGGGAGCCCAUCCGAGAGGGCUUCCAGGUCAAGCUCAAGAGCCACACCGGUAAGUUCCUCCGCGCCAACGGCAGCCUCCCGCCCUGGCGCAACUCUGUCACGCACGACCUCCCCCAACACACCGCCACCCAGGAUUGGGUCCUCUGGGACGUUGACGUCGUCGAGAUCCAAUCUUCCUCCGCCCCCGCCCGUGCGCCGGCUGUCUCCAUAAAGCGGCCCCCGUCUCCGCCCUCUUCCCCUCCCCGUCCUUUUGCCGAAGACUUUUCUUCACCUUCUGGGCCUUCUGAUCCGGAUGAGCUUCGCGAAGUCUCCUCAUCAUCGACCUCUUCUUCCAUGGCCGACUCUUCUCCUCGCGCCAACGCCAUUCACUCUCCACCAUCGUCUACCUCACAGAGAUCUCCUUCUCUUGCUGCUCCAGCUCCUGUCCCAGCACCUUCACUUGGUCGGACCAUCUACUACUCUGUAGCGGAUGACCGUGGCAAUGUGGAUGACCAUGAGGAAUGGCCUUCAUUGACUUUUGUGGGAACAAGUGUACCCGAGUUGACUUUACUGUUGAAGAAGUUGACGAUGAUCGACGAUAUAAUUGUGUGCACUCGCCACCCACUAAAACACAACCUCAGUCCUAUUUAUUUACACCUGCCACCAAACAAUAGAGCAAUGCGGCUUGUCGUGGUGGAUGCUGAUUCUAGUUUUGGUAGGAGCUUCGAUAUCUGAAAGAAUCGCUGGUAGAUUUGGGGACUAUUCUUGCCUUUUCAUUCUUUCCAAAAUGUGCCAUUUUUUCUUCAAUAACUUCCACAGAGCUACAGAAAACUGGAAAAGUCUGCUCAUACCAUUAGCUUCAUCUACGAUUCCAUUGACAUCUAAGGAAGGAAGAAAGAAUAGUUAGAAAUUGUGUUACAUUUUAGCUAUGUAUAUGGUUUUGAAAAGAAUAUAUCUGUAUACAUGUGUGAUAUAUUUUGUAUAUUAUGCUGGACGUCUAGAUACUAGCAUAUGGUGGAUAGAAAUAGGAAAAGUUGCACUUUGUACCAAGUAAAUUUUCUGAGUUUAUUUGAUUUUGUGUUCCGAAA